Molecule: messenger RNA, 483 nt
Organism: Anisakis simplex (herring worm)
Lineage: Eukaryota; Metazoa; Nematoda; Chromadorea; Rhabditida; Anisakidae
Source: the annotation of a GenBank genome assembly
CAGAAGGUUCGAUCGUUCUCGUCCUAUCGAGCGUUCGCACUGGAAAUCUAUGAGAAUGUUUUGGAGUCAUGCAAGUCGUCAUUUAUCGUCUUUCAUGUGUUCAGUAUGAACGGAUGUUCAGUGUUUUGUGCGUUGUGGGAUUUGAUCGAAAAUUUGGCUGAUGCGGAUUUGUUUAAAGCAAAGAUCAAGGGUAUCAUUUACGAUAGCGCACCUGCGAAUGUGAGUCCAUGGCAAAGUGCGACAGCGAUCUCGAUAGCCACAUUACCAACGGGCAAGUACUCAUCGACGCUUCGAGACACGUAUCGAUGCGUUCUGGCCGCAGGUCUAUCACUACAUCGAUCCUUGAUAUGGCUCAGGUCACAAUUCGAGGCCAACGUCUACGAGCGUAAUUUCGCAUUCUAUCGAAUGCUCUCGUUUACUGAGCUGCCACCCCACCAACUGUUUCUCUACUCGCAUUCAGAUGCCAUCUGCUCGUCGAAAUCC